Messenger RNA from Thyridium curvatum, 2457 nucleotides. RefSeq lists its product as uncharacterized. The record is from RefSeq and is a predicted model, not a curated record. Gene Ontology annotation, biological process: ubiquitin-dependent protein catabolic process. The transcript has 7 exons. Gene Ontology annotation, molecular function: ubiquitin protein ligase activity; protein binding. Bases 1 to 2457 code for a protein of 818 amino acids. NCBI's taxonomy places the organism in Eukaryota, Fungi, Ascomycota, Sordariomycetes, Thyridiales, Thyridiaceae.
AUGAGCAGCCGUGGAGAGGCUGGGCUGCCAGCCCAGGCCAACCUUCGGGUGACGAUCAUCGCCGCCGAUGGCCUGUACAAACGUGACGUCUUCAGGUUUCCUGACCCCUUCGCCGUUGCUACAAUCAAUGGCGAGCAAACCAAAACGACCUCGGUCUCCAAGCGAACCCUGAACCCCUACUGGAACGAGAGUUUCGAUUUUCGAGUCAAUGAAGAUAGCAUACUCGCCGUUCAAGUUUUCGACCAGAAGAAGUUCAAGAAGAAGGACCAGGGCUUCCUUGGCGUCAUCAACAUCCGCAUUGGCGACAUCAUCGAAUUAGCGCCCGACGCAGAUGAUCAAAUGCUCACCAGGGACCUGAAAAAGUCCACUGAUAAUUUGGUCGUCCACGGAAAGCUUAUCGUCAACCUUUCCACUAAUCUGUCUAGCCCAGCCCGCGGUCAAGCAGCACCAUCUACCUCAGGCCGCCCUGGACUGCUUGCGCCGCAAGCCUCAAGUCUGUCCGCACCUGGAGGAGAUAGAGCAUCUGACAGACCAGCAUCCGCCAUGUCUGGGCCGAACGGAAAUCUGAAUGGCAGCAGCCAACAGCUGAACCUACCUCACCGGCCGGCCAGCAUGACUGCCCCCGGUGCAAACGGCAACGGAGCAGCGCAGGGCUCUCGACCGACAAGCACGCUCAGUCCGUUUGAGGAUGCUCAAGGUCGUCUCCCAGCUGGCUGGGAGCGUCGAGAAGACAAUCUUGGCCGAACGUAUUAUGUGGAUCAUAACACGAGGACUACGAGUUGGAACAGACCGACCGUAGCUGGAGCUGGCGAGAUGCGCCAUGAUCGUGAAGUGGCCACGCAGGUUGAGCGACAGAGACACCAGAACCGAACUCUACCCGAAGAUAGGACUGGUGCCAACUCGCCGACGCUCCAGCAGCAGCAGCAGCCGCAGCAACCCCAAUCAGCCGCCCAGAACGCUAACAACCAGACGAUGAUGCACACUGGAGCUACGAGUCCGGGAACCGGUGAACUUCCUCCCGGCUGGGAGCAGAGAUGGACCCCUGAGGGACGCCCGUACUUCGUUGAUCAUAACACGAGGACAACAACGUGGGUGGACCCGCGGCGCCAACAGUACAUCCGUAUGUAUGGUGGACAAAAUAACGCCAACGGUACCAUCCAGCAGCAGCCCGUCUCGCAGCUCGGCCCUCUACCCAGCGGAUGGGAAAUGCGGCUCACCAACACCGCUCGUGUCUACUUCGUGGAUCACAACACCAAAACCACCACCUGGGAUGACCCCCGACUGCCGUCUUCUCUCGAUCAGAAUGUACCUCAGUACAAGCGCGACUUCCGGAGGAAGCUCAUCUAUUUCAGGUCCCAGCCAGCUAUGCGUAUCUUGUCCGGGCAGUGCCAUAUUAAGGUUAGGCGUUCGCACAUUUUCGAGGACUCGUUUGCGGAGAUCUCUCGCCAGUCCGCUACUGAUCUCAAGAAACGCCUGAUGAUCAAGUUCGAUGGAGAGGAUGGUUUGGACUACGGCGGUCUUUCUCGAGAGUUCUUCUUCCUGCUGUCCCACGAGAUGUUCAACCCCUUCUACUGCCUUUUCGAAUACUCUGCACACGACAACUAUACCCUGCAGAUCAACCCCCACUCUGGCAUCAACCCCGAACACUUGAACUAUUUCAAGUUCAUCGGACGAGUCGUCGGUCUUGCCAUCUUCCACAGGAGAUUCCUCGACGCCUUCUUCAUUGGCGCUCUGUACAAGAUGAUGCUGGGCAAGGCGGUGCAACUGGCAGAUAUGGAGGGUGUCGAUGCCGACUUCCACCGAUCUCUUAAGUGGAUGUUGGACAACGACAUUUCCGGUGGAAUUCUGGAGCAGACUUUCUCCACGGAAGACGAGCGAUUUGGCGUUAUGACUGUCGAGGAUUUGAUACCCAACGGACGCAACAUCGACGUGACCAACGAGAACAAGAAGGAGUACGUCGACCUGAUGGUGAAGUGGAGGAUCGAGAAGCGCAUUGCCGAGCAGUUCCAGGCCUUUAAGGAGGGCUUCCACGAGCUCAUCCCGAUUGACCUGAUCAAUGUGUUUGAUGAGCGCGAGUUGGAACUGUUGAUUGGUGGUAUCGCCGAGAUCGACGUCGACGACUGGAAGAAGCAUACCGACUACCGUGGCUACACCGAGUCUGAUGAAGUCAUCCAGUUCUUCUGGCAGACGAUCCGGUCCUGGGACGGCGAGCAGAAGAGUCGUCUGCUGCAGUUUGCGACAGGUACCUCGCGUAUUCCAGUCAACGGCUUCAAGGAUCUGCAGGGCAGUGACGGCCCGAGGAGGUUUACUAUCGAGAAGGCGGGCGAGAUUACUAAUUUGCCAAAGGCACACACCUGUUUCAACCGCUUGGAUCUGCCUCCAUAUAAGAACCUGGAGAUGCUGCAGAACAAGUUGACGAUUGCGGUAGAAGAGACGAUGGGUUUCGGACAGGAGUAG